CGCAGCAGGAACAGUUACUCCGCAAGUCCCAGAAAUCCCACGUGAGGGACGUCAAACGCGUCACGGACUAUAUAAGCAGGUCACCCUCCUUCGCAGCCUCAUUCCAGGAUUUGUGUAGAGGUCUCAUCCCUUCCUGUGAAGAUUGAUCGUCGAGGAUUUUGAAGAGAAAUGCCAAAAACGACCUGAUUUUUUUUUUGCUCUAUCAAUUAAUGGACGAUUGAUGUUUUUUUGUCUCCACCUUUUGUUCCCGAGGGGAAAAGCUUUGCCUCUAUCAAAAGCCCGCCCAUAAAUGGCCAAAACGCCAAUUUGAAGUCCUAUAUAUUUGAGCUAGCUGGUUAACUAAUCAUGAGCUUAUUUAAUUAGGCUGUUGUAUCAACUGAUUUGUUGCUUUUAAGCACAAACCAUUUUACCAGAGGCGCUGAAAGGAGAUACUGAUAGAAUGGCCCCUGUGGAUCCCAGAGAAGUAUUAAAGGAGGUGGAGAAUUUCUUGGGGAAAGAUGGGGAGUUACGCAGCCUGGAAGGAGUCGCCAAGAUAUUUGGCUUGAUGAAGGCAUCCCAGAAGAUGGUCUGUCGAUGUAUGUACCUAAAUAUCUUACUGCAGACUAAAUCUCAUGAUAUCCUUAACAGGUUUAUCCGAGUGGGGGGGUACAAGCUUCUGAAUGGGUGGCUGACCUACUCGAAAUCAACUACCAACACCCCCUUGCUGCAGUCGAUCCUGCUUACUUUACAAAAGCUGCCUCUCACAGUCGACCAUCUCAAACAGAACAACACAGCGAAACUGGUCAAGCAGCUGAGCAAGACCGGCGAAACGGAAGAGCUCAGGAAGCUGGCCACGGUUUUGGUGGACGGAUGGAUGGCAGUAAUCCGCUCCCAGAGUGUGGGAGCUUCCAGUGGAACUUCCCCAUCAGAUAAAAAGAAGAAGAAAGAGGAGGGGAAAUCCCGAGGGGGAGAGGCGAAGGCUGAUACAGGGAAGGUUCCAGAAGAAGAGAAGAAGAGGGAGAAGCCCAAAGCGCACGCCCCCAGUCAUGCCAAGUUCCGAUCUACAGGCUUGGAAGUUGACACCCCAGGCCCAUUACCGGCCAAAAAACCCCCACCUGUGCUCCAGCUAGGAGACAAGUACAGCAUUAAACCUGUUGUGCUCAAGAGGCCUAGCACCUCACAGGCAGAUGUCCCCCUAGCGGAGAAGAAGUACAAACCGCUCAACACUAUGCCCAACUCCACUAAAGAGAUCAAAGUCAAGAUCAUCCCAGCACAACCUAUGGAGUGUACAGGCUUCCUGGACGCUCUCAACUCUGCCCCGGUACCUGGUUUUAAGAUCAAAAAGAAGAAGAAGGUUCUCUCUCCAACAUCUAACAAGUCCUGUCCACUGGAGAGCAAGGCCCUGUGUCCAUCAUCCCAGAACAAGCAGUCAUCGCCUGACCGGCCCGCCUCCCAGACCCCCCCUCAUGAGCCUCCGGACCUGGAGCAGCCAGGAACGCCGGUGCCCUGCGACGACACUGAGGUCAUGGACGCCGAGGAGAAGCCUAAUGCUCUGUCUGAGCCUCGUGGAGAGGAGGAGGUGCUGACCAAGAAAGGGAAGAAGAGGAAGAGCGUCCGCUGGGUGGAGGAGCCGCAUCUGAAGGAGUACUUCUACUUUGACCUUGAUGAGACUGAGAGAGUGAACGUCAAUAAGGUGAAGGACUUCGGAGAGGCGGCGCGGAGGGAGCUGAUGAUGGACAGGCACGCGUUCGAAGCCGCCCGGCGCCUCUCGCACGACGCCAUGGAAGAGAUGGUAGCGUGGACGCCCCCUAGGCCUCUCACCUACUCCGGCUGCCUGGUCACCCCCGGCACGAGCAGCAGCGAGAGGCACACCCAAAAGGACCGUGAGAUGGGCAUUCUGCAGGAGAUCUUCCUGAGUAAAGAGAGCGUCCCAGACAGUCCACAGGAGCCAGACCCAGAGCCGUACGAGCCUGUGCCCCCCCGCAUCAUACCCCUGGACGAGGACUCUGGCUCGGUGGAGGAGCCCUUCCUGGAGGCCACAGACGCGUCAGGGUCGGGCAACUACGCUGCCGGGGCUGCCGAGGGCGCCAAGCUGCCGCCCGUCUUGGCCAACCUCAUGGGCAACCUGGGGAGCGGGGCGCUGGGCUCCCAACAGCAGGGGCCAUCGGCUGUGCAGGAGCUGCUCACGUCCAUCAUGGGCGCGCCAAGCAACCAGUCGGCCGAGGACCUGAUCAAACAGCCUGACUUCUCGGACAAGAUAAAGCAGCUUCUCAGCUCCCUGCAGCAGAGCCAGCCCCAGGCCCCUGCCGCUGCGCCCCCCCCAGUGAGCACAGGCUUGCUUGGUCAUGGCCCUGGCAUGGGCAUGAACAUGGGCAUGAACAUGAAUGCCAACAUGAACAUGAACAGGAAUAUGUCGGCGCCCAUGAACGGAGGCUACCCCCCAAAUAACCCACCAGCCGGCGGCCGGUUCCCCCACCCGCCGCCGCCGCCUCCACACGGCCACGGGCCCCCCUUCCCCCCCGGCGGUGGGGGCCCCAGGUCGAUGGGCCCGCCACCUCCUCAGGGGCGCGGCGGAGAUGGUGGAGGCUACUGGGGGGAGGAGCCAAUGAGGGGAGGCCCCCACCGAGGAGGCGGAGGGAGCCAUUUCCAUCGUGGCAGGGGGGGCCGGGGAGGCGACUCCGGGUUCCGCGGGCGAGGUGGACGCGGCGGCGGCCCCCAGCAGGACUCGGGGUUCAGAGGCCAAGGCGGACGAGGGGGUGGUCCUCAGCAAGACUCCGGCUUCCGGGGGCGAGGAGGACGGGGAGGAGACAUGUCCAAGAGGCCCGUCUGCCGGCACUUCAUGAUGAAAGGAAGCUGUCGAUAUGAGAGCAACUGCGCCUUCUACCACCCAGGAGUGAACGGCCCACCGCUGCCCUGAAGGUCCCUCCACACAUAGCCAGCAUGGCUGCAGGCAUCUCCACGAGGGGAAAGAACUUAUUUAGCUCGUUCCGGGCCCCUUUCUCCUGUUUUACAUUUUAUUUUUUUCGGGAGAGAAGAUGAUGGACAAACGCCACUCCAGACGUGCGUCAAUCGACGCAUUUAAACAUUUCAAACCAUCGGGAAAAAACGUCUCAUUUUACUGGGUUUCCCUUCCGAUUUCUUGGAGUGUAGUGGCAUGAUCUUUAUUUUGUCGUUUUUCCAGGCCCUGCCUAAGGAAAAAUGACCUAAAGCCUGAAAUUUGAGUUGAUUACAGCAAAAAUAUCUGGUUAAAGAUUGCUAUACUUGCUAACCACUAAUGCAGAAUGGAGCGAUGUCCAUCUGUAUCUUAUUUUUAAAGUGUCACUGUCCCACAAUUUUUGAUCCUGAUCGAGCACAGCAGCCUCGAUUUUAGAUGUUUGUAUAAUGGUGACCAUUAUUUCUAUAAUAUUCUGAUUUAUUUCUUUACUAGGGGUUAAGAAAAUGAGAGGUCCUGGUUGUGAUACCAAACCUUCCGGGUUGUGAAGGCCAGGGGGGCUGGGAGGGUGUGGGACCAGCAGAGCAGGCUUCAGUGUCAAGCUGCUUUGGACCUGAGGGGCUCUUCCUCAUGUUGAAAACAAUGUAUUUAAAGAAGACACACUCUCAUCUCGUUCUCAUCCUGUCCGUGUAUUUGAACAAGACAGGUGGAUGAUCAGUUUGGGACAAAGUCAGCUGCGUACUUCAAAUGUGGACAUCAGUACUGCAGUCUGCGCUGAAGUUCAGCAUGCAGCACUGAUGCGGCUUUAGGAUUUCGAGGUGCGGUCCGAGAGGUUUUCAGCUAGCUUGCCGACAUGACGGUGAUAUGUAAGAUCUGUUCUUUUCUGUUCGGUGAUGCGUAAAUGUGCCAAAUGAAUUGCGGGGAAAUACAAGGGGAAAUUCUGUCCGUCGGUAUGCGAUCGUUGGCGCAUCAUUUAAGACACCACUGUCAUUCCAUCCAUAAUUCCUUUUAUGGAACAUUCUAGGUGUUAAUCUGUCAUCAGCACAGAACAGAAAAAAACUGUACAGAUUCAAAUUAAGCUCUCAUUUCUGUUAGAGAUAAGCGAUAAUGUCCUUAAGGUAUAGACCCAAAGUAUAAGCUAAAAACACUGAACGCUAAGAAGCUAGUAUUGCAAUGGGGUGGAAAGACCAAUAGUGUAUUGAAACCACUGUUCUGCCUACUUAAAGUUUUUAAAUGGUAAAUAUGUGUCAGUUUUAACAGUUUUGUAUAUCAGAUGAUGCUUAGUAUUUUAUUUUUUAAAUAGGCCAGCUUUGAUGCAAGCAUGUAACACUUCAGUAUGGCUUUGUGGAACCAGGCAGUGUUUACCUAGUUAUGCCCAGGUAUCCAGGCCUGUCUGGGAAACUAGUCAAUUGUUUUCUGUGAAAACAUCAGCAUUCCUGUCUCAUGUGGGACUGUAUUUAAUUUUUCCCAGAUUCCUUUUUUUGUAUGUAUCUGCUAGUAGGAUUUUGAUGUCACACACAUGCCGUUUGAUUUGUAUCAAGUUGUGGGUUGUACACUGCAGCAUAGACACCCAUUUACAUGCAACUCUUUGUUGGCCUGCAGGUUUUUUAUGUCAAUAAAUGUUGAUCGAUUAAAGACUAUUUUUAAAUCUUG
This is a messenger RNA of Brienomyrus brachyistius, 4564 nucleotides long. Its product is annotated as serine/threonine-protein phosphatase 1 regulatory subunit 10-like. Gene Ontology annotation, cellular component: nucleus. The transcript has 19 exons. NCBI's taxonomy places the organism in Eukaryota, Metazoa, Chordata, Actinopteri, Osteoglossiformes, Mormyridae. The record is from RefSeq and is a predicted model, not a curated record. Gene Ontology annotation, molecular function: metal ion binding. The coding region runs from base 440 to 2896 and encodes 818 amino acids.